Staurois parvus is the source of this 303-nucleotide messenger RNA. The record is from the annotation of a GenBank genome assembly. NCBI's taxonomy places the organism in Eukaryota, Metazoa, Chordata, Amphibia, Anura, Ranidae.
GUGGACUCCAAUCCACUGAAUUCCCCACAGGUGGACUCCAAUCAACUGAAUUCCCCACAGGUGGACUCCAAUCCACUGAAUUCCCCACAGGUGGACUCCAAUCAACUGAAUUCCCCACAGGUGGACUCCAAUCCACUGAAUUCCCCACAGGUGGACUCCAAUCCACUGAAUGUCCCACAGGUGGACUCCAAUCCACUGAAUGUCCCAAAGGUGGACUCCAAUCCACUGAAUUCCCCACAGGUGGACUCCAAUCCACUGAAUGUCCCACAGGUGGACUCCAAUCCACUGAAUGUCCCACAGGUG